AUGAGCCACGAUGAAGCCGCAAAGCCCCCUACUGCACAGAAGGAGCAGCUCCGCUACGUGCGGUACGACAGCGCCCGCGAGAACGAGUACGUCGCGGCGAUGCGACAGCUGAUCUCCAAGGACCUGUCCGAGCCGUACAGCAUCUACGUCUACCGCUACUUCCUGUACCAAUGGGGCGAUCUGUGCUUCAUGGCCAUGGACCAGCACGACAACCUGGUUGGGGUCGUCGUGUCCAAGCUCGAGCCUCACCGGGGCGGGCCACUGAGAGGCUACAUCGCGAUGCUGGCGGUGCGCGAGGAGUAUCGAGGUAGAGGCAUCGCCACGAGGCUGGUCCGGAUGGCGAUCGAUGCGAUGAUUGACAGGAAUGCUGAUGAGAUCGCUCUUGAGACAGAGGUCACCAAUACCGCCGCCAUGAAGCUGUACGAACGUCUGGGCUUCCUCCGCAGCAAGCGCCUCCACCGAUACUACCUGAAUGGCAACUCCGCCUACCGUCUCGUCCUAUAUCUGAAAGAAGGAGUAGGCUCGAUGCCUACCUCGUUCGAUUCUCACCCUCCUCCCGACACUGGGGCUACAUCUGCGUCUGGCUAUAAUGCGGAUACCGCGACUGCUACACAGCCGGUCCUGCAGCAGGAGAAUGGCAAGCAGCCGCAGUAG
Molecule: messenger RNA, 654 nt
Organism: Rasamsonia emersonii CBS 393.64
Lineage: Eukaryota; Fungi; Ascomycota; Eurotiomycetes; Eurotiales; Trichocomaceae
Exons: 2
Coding region: 1-654 (217 amino acids)
Biological process (GO): N-terminal peptidyl-methionine acetylation
Cellular component (GO): NatC complex
Molecular function (GO): protein-N-terminal amino-acid acetyltransferase activity
Source: RefSeq, a predicted model, not a curated record